This is a messenger RNA of Aspergillus chevalieri, 390 nucleotides long. RefSeq lists its product as uncharacterized. The transcript has a single exon. Bases 1 to 390 code for a protein of 129 amino acids. The record is from RefSeq and is a predicted model, not a curated record. NCBI's taxonomy places the organism in Eukaryota, Fungi, Ascomycota, Eurotiomycetes, Eurotiales, Aspergillaceae.
AUGGUCAGGAAAGUCAUCGAGUGGCUUUUUGAGAACGAGAGCAAACCACAUGCAACGCAAGAAUGGUACCGAAAGAUCAGAGAUAAUCCCAAGACCUAUGAAAACUGUUUUGUCAUCAGCUUCACCCGUGUGAAAGAUCUUGACUCGAAGUGGAAGCAUGAAUAUGUGCAGUUCGUCGUUGAGGAUGAGAGCCAGGAGGAGGACAAGGAUGACAGCAAUCGCACUCGGGUUUACGCUGAGCGAGGAAACGCAAAGGACCUGGACUGGGUGACUGUGGGCGUGAAUGACAAGGACACGAAUAAGCGCCGGAAGGACCUUCCUCUCCCCCUCACCACACUUCUUUGCGAAAGACCACAGGCCCAAAUUGGUAGACAUUGCCUCGCUCCUUGA